GGAGAAGGGCAUCUGCCGCAGCUGCCGCUGUGACCACACUCCGCUCGACACCAUGACAACCGCGGCAAACGCACGGCGAGCCCCCGGCCCUGCCGCUACACCAAUCAGGGAGGAGUGAGCAGAGCACUGCAACCUGUGUGGGGUGAGACGAGUGCAGGAUAACAGAACAGAGCUAGACACCCCUUCUUACAGAGAAAGAGAAGAUACCCAGCCAUUUAUCAGUCUCUUAUCUGAUGCUAGAGAAAACCUCCUGGAUUAUCAGUGGUGCUCUUGUUAUUUUACCCUGCAGUGGGGAGGAGUAUAGGGAUGGAGAUUCUGGGUAAUCAGCCUUCCCUGUUCCCGAUUCGAGUUCUCUGCUCCAUGGUGGGAGCUGAGAGACGUCUCUUGGAGCCACAGCCACCGACCAUGAGGAUUGGAUAAGAAUCCCACCAAUUCUAACAGGACCACCCAAUCACCAUAAAAAAAUGAUCUAGAAGUAAUCAGAAAAGGGACAGACUGGUAGGGAAACACAAAGAAAUAGAGAAUGUAGAAAAUCUGCAUCAGAUUCCAAUCUCCCAGUAGGUCACGAGUCACGCUGACUGUGUGCACAUGAUGAAUCCCAUGGCCCAGCUGUACUACAAGAAGGCGAGCUACUCACCGUACCGCGACCGCAUCCCGCUGCAGAUCGUGCGGGCGGAAGCGGAGCUGUCAGUGGAGGAGCGGGCGUACCUGACAGCGGUGGAGAAGGGCGACUAUGCCGGGGUGAAGCUGGCCCUGCAGGAGGCGGAGAUCUACUACAACAUCAACGUAAACUGCCUGGACCCGCUGGGGCGCAGCGCUCUGCUCAUCGCCAUCGAGAACGAAAACCUGGAGGUGAUGGAGCUUCUGCUCAACCAUGGCGUGCACGUGGGCGACGCGCUGCUCUACGCCAUCCGCAAGGAGGUGGUGGGCGCCGUGGAACUGCUGCUGUCCCACCGCAGGCCCAGUGGAGAGAAACAGGUGCCCAACCUGAUGAUGGAUACCCAGUUCUCAGAGUUUACCCCUGACAUCACACCCAUCAUGCUGGCAGCUCACACCAACAACUACGAGAUCAUCAAACUGCUGGUCCAGCGCAAAGUCACCAUCCCCCGGCCACACCAGAUCCGCUGUGACUGCGUGGCGUGCGUGUCCAGCUCCGAGGUGGACAGCCUGCGCCACUCCCGCUCCCGCCUCAAUGUCUACAAGACCCUAGCCAGCCCGUCCCUCAUUGCCCUGUCCAGCGAAGACCCCAUCCUGACCGCCUUCCGCCUGGGCUGGGAGCUGAAAGAACUGAGCAAGGUGGAGAAUGAGUUCCGUCAGGAGUACGAGGAGCUGUCCCAACAGUGUAAGCUGUUUGCCAAGGACCUGCUGGACCAGGCCAGGAGCUCCAGAGAGCUGGAGACCAUCCUCAACCACCGUGACUACCUCAGUGAGGAGCUGGACCCAAAGGACUGCCGCGACCUGGCCAAGCUCAAACUGGCCAUCAAGUACCACCAGAAAGAGUUUGUGUCCCAGCCAAACUGCCAGCAGCUCCUGGCCACCCUGUGGUACGACGGUUUUCCUGGGUGGCGCAGACACCACUGGGCGGUCAAGCUGGUCACCUGCUUUACCAUCGGCCUGCUCUUCCCCAUCUUCUCCCUGGUCUACCUGCUGGCCCCUAGGAGUGCCCUGGGCCUCUUCAUCAAGAAGCCCUUCAUCAAGUUCAUCUGCCACACAGCCUCCUACCUGACUUUCCUUUUCCUCCUCCUCCUGGCCUCCCAGCACAUCGUGAGAACAGACCUGCACGUCCAGGGCCCGCCACCCACCGUGGUGGAGUGGAUGAUCCUUCCCUGGGUGCUGGGCUUCAUCUGGGCUGAGAUAAAGGAGAUGUGGGAUGGCGGCUUCACUGAGUACGUCCAUGACUGGUGGAACCUGAUGGACUUUGCCAUGAACUCUCUCUACUUGGCCACUAUCUCACUGAAACUAGUUGCUUACUUCAAGUACAACAGCUCUCGGCCGCGGGAGGAGUGGGAGAUGUGGCACCCAACGCUGAUAGCCGAGGCCCUGUUUGCUAUCGCCAACAUCUUCAGCUCCCUGCGCCUCAUCUCCCUGUUCACAGCCAACUCCCACCUGGGACCUCUGCAGAUCUCCCUGGGACGCAUGUUGCUGGACAUCCUCAAGUUCCUCUUCAUCUACUGCCUGGUGCUGCUGGCCUUCGCCAACGGGCUCAACCAGCUGUACUUCUACUACGAGACCAAGGCCUCGGACGAGCCCAACAACUGCAAGGGCAUCCGCUGUGAGAAGCAGAACAACGCCUUUUCUACGCUGUUUGAGACGCUGCAGUCCCUGUUCUGGUCCAUAUUCGGCCUGCUCAACCUGUACGUGACCAAUGUGAAGGCACGCCAUGAGUUCACAGAGUUUGUGGGAGCCACCAUGUUCGGUACCUACAACGUUAUCUCCCUGGUGGUGCUGCUCAACAUGCUCAUCGCCAUGAUGAAUAAUUCCUAUCAGCUCAUCGCUGACCAUGCGGACAUUGAAUGGAAGUUUGCCCGCACCAAGCUGUGGAUGAGUUAUUUCGACGAGGGAGGAACUCUCCCGCCGCCCUUCAACAUUGUCCCCAGCCCCAAGUCAGUGUGGUACCUGUGUGUGUGGAUGUACAACCGCCUGUGUGGAGGGGACCAGCCCAGCCCUGACGAACUGAGGAAACACGAGAACCUAAAGGAGUUCACGGAGCGUCAUGCUGACAACCUGAUUCAGAACCAGCACUAUCAGGAGGUGAUCAGGAACCUGGUAAAGAGGCAUGUAGCAGCCAUGAUCCGCAGUGCUAAGACAGACGAGGGACUGACUGAGGAGAAUUUUAAGGAGCUGAAGCAGGACAUCUCCAGUUUCCGCUAUGAGGUGUUGGAUCUGCUGGGGAACAGGAAGCCCCCGCGGAGAACCUAUUCAUCCAGCAGUGAGGCCACUCAGCAGGACGAGGCCAACAAUGAGGGGGAGGGAGGGGCCGGACAGGGUCAGUCUAGGCACCAAGGGGCCAAGGGGGUGUCCUUCAGCAUGUCAACCGCUGAGAGGAAGAGCAAGGACUCUGGGUUCAGUGUCUCUGCCCUCUUUAAGUCCAUGUCAGGGGUGGAGGGGCCAGUGGACAACAAACCAAAGUGCAACGGGCUGCGGUUCUCCUCCUCCUCCCCUUCAUUUGCUGUGUUCAGCCGCACUGGCGGCCAGCUGCAGCGCUUCUCCAAGUCCAAGAGAGACUCCAUCAGGCGGCUGGGUCUGCUCUUCUCCCGCAUGAACGGACACGUCCCAGAGCACAGGGCCCCUCCUCCCUGCAUGCACCAGCCCACCUACAGCAUCUCAGAUGGCCUACUUCAUCAGCCCACAACCUGGCCGGACGUCCAUAUCGCCCCCGAUCCCCAGGUUACAUGCAGCCAGUUUCACCUGGACCGGCUGGGGGUGAACCUGAAAGAGCUACCCCAGGCCCAAGCCCCUACCCAGGCCCCACCCCAGGGUUCACCCCAGCAGGCUAACGGGAGUGACAGCCUGCUCCUACGGCCCCCGAGCCUCUCUCUGCCGCCCCCGGGUCACUCCCUACCGCCCCCGGGCCUCUCCCUGCCAUCCCUGCACUGUGCUUCUGGCAUCAGGGACUCCAGCAUCAGGGCCUCCAGCUCCCAGGCUGUCCUCCUGGGCUCUAGUGAGGACAUGUAUGAGUCCUGGAUAGGACCAUGUGAUGAGCUGGACUCUUCAGAGUGGUGGGCUGAGCAGGACUCCAUCACCACACAGCUUUAGAGACACCCGCCACCCACAGAAUAAUGUAGGACAGCAAACUACAAUAGGUUCAGGUCACACUGCUGAGGACAGAGAAAAAAAGUGUCUGACACAAGUAUUCAAAACCCAGGACUAAUUUUCUCAAAGAUAUCAUAGGAAGAUUCUAAACAUAUAAUAAAAAAUAAAAAAAGUGUUAUUUAUUGCAAUAUAACUACGUUUGCAUACUGCCACCUACCUGUGAUGCUUAGAUCUUUGUUUGCGGAUUGUAAGUUCACUAUCCUCUCUCAACACGUGUUCUCAUACAGUUUCGGCCCAGUUAAUUCUAUUUACCUUUCAACUUAUCACUGAGAUAAGGGGGUCAUAUACACAGGUCAGCUAUUACCAUUGUCCAAACUUCUACUCUCUUACAAAUAUGUUUAAUCUCUUGUUGCAAGUUUUUCUGUUGUCUUUUACCAGACUGUUUUGCCAGGUAGUGUGCCACAUACAAAUGCCACAUGUCCUCUAUACAGUAGUGUGUUCCUAAACAUGGAUGGUUAAUAUCAUGGUGGAAUAUGUUUAUUUCAGGUUACAUAUUUUCAACUUGUUUUUGGACAAUUAACUAAGAAUACUGUCCUCUGUUUUUCCAUGAAAGUUUUCUUUUUCUAGUUUCUUGGAAAUAAGCCACUACCCAUUUUUGGCUAUUGAGACAGGAAAUGCAUGAUAUUAGUAGGGGUAGGUUUAUUUAUCCCUCGUUUUAAUGUGUUUAUUUAUAGUCUCAUUUACUUUGGACAAGAUGGUUAUGAAUUAUAAUACUCAAGAUCAAUUUGGCAGAGGACCCCUACGCAAACAAUGUUUCAUAGUUGUUGAAAACAAGCUUGUAUACCAAUACACAUUUUUUAUUUGAUCAUUAGAUUAAGCGUUAUCUAUUCAAAUAUAUUAAACCAUAUUUGACUGAUUCUUCAGAAAACUAGGAUUCCAAGACUGGGAUAUGAGAUAUUGAGAUAUGAGAUAUGAUAGGCUGUAUAGUGGUCAAAUAAAACUGGACUGAACUGUCCAAAAUGUUGAAAUAGCUAUACUUUGGGCUAUUAGUGACAACUCAAUGCAUUCGCUAGUUGCAGUAUUCAGGACUCACCUUAGAUAAUGUGCCAUCCCAUCAAUUCAAAAUGAACAGUUUAGUAAUUGCAUUUGAUCUUUUGACCAAUCAGAUCAGCUAUUUUGCCCAUAAUUGGGAAUGAUCAGAAUUUGGCUGCCUGUGUAAACACAGCCAAGCUCAGUGAACAAAACUGCCUGAGUACCAGUGAGCUAGCACUCUUCAUGGUGCUGAUUAUGACAGGAAGGGUAGCAGCAACAUCGGUCGUGUGCUGUCCAGGGUCCUGGCCCUCAGAUACCAUCAUCGUACCAAAUGACUUCUCUAAAGCAGGGCUCUCCAACCCUGUUUAUGGCGCACCUGAUUCUAAUAAGAAGCUGGUAGAUAAGCUUAACCAGGUUAGUUCAAAGAUUCUUGAAAGUUGGGGACAAUCCUUGUCCAGCAGGGAAACUUUAUUUUAUAUAGGUGAAUUUGAUAAAGGAAUUUUUUGUUGUUGUAAUUUGUAAAAAUAUUUUUAGUAUAGUUAAUUUCCCUGUCAGGCUCUGUGCCAGGAAAUGCCGCAGUCCUAUAGGAUCAAAAUGUCUAACUCCCCCCAAAAGUGUUGAAAAUGUUGUUUCUUGCAAUAGCCCUCUGAUUAAGGAAUAUUUUUCUCAAAACUGUGACUCCUAAAAAACUCAAAAUGAAUCAGAAAUGAGCAGGGUUAGCUAUACCAUCUCCUGAUUACAGGUAUUGCAACAAGACAAGGUAACCCAUACAAAUUAAAUGGAAGUAUGGAGGUAGUUGCCAUUUAUGAAAGUGUUAUUCAAUUCUAUGAGCUAUAGUAGUAAAGGCUAAAUUCAAUAUUUUAUAAAAUAGGUUUAUGAUCCAUGGUAUGACCAUCUUAAAACAAUUACAUAUGUUAGCUUAGUAGAAGCCUCAAAGGAUGAGACAAGCCAACUUUCAAAACAAGUCCUUUUUGGCUAGCCACAGCAGUAAACUAGCAAGCUAGGCAUCUGUUUAGCGUUGUAGUACAUUCACUAAUUUGUUUGUAAACAAUUAACAAGCUAGUUAGCUACCACGUCAUGUUCUUGUCAACCAGUCAGAAUAGCUAGCAAGUAACAAGAUAUGUCAAAAGUCUAAAAACCACUUCAGGGCAAAUAAAUCAGAUUUGACCGUCGCAUGCCCAGGAAUCAGAUUUAUGACUUCAAACCACCUAUGCUGAAAUGUGGCUUGAAAUGUCUGAUUCCAUGUGGCUUUUGGCUGUUCAGACUUCAGGAAAAACAGAUUCAAAUCUGAUAUGCCCCCCAAAAAAUGUGGCUUUAGAUAACUCAGUCUAUGGUUCAAAUAUGUUCAUUUUAAUUAGGUUUUAGAAUCAUAAAGCAACUUAGGAGAAACUAUAUUGCUACUGUGUAUACCGCUUGAAUAAAAGUAGAAAAUAUGCAAUUUGUCAAAUCUGUAAAACAAACUCCGUCAGAGUGCUGAAAGAUCUAAUAGAAUGUUUGUUUUUAAUUGGGGAUUUAAAUGAAUACUUUUCCAUAUUUUACAAAUGUUUUAUUUUAUUGAUCUUGGAGGCAAAAAUAUGUCUGUUUUGAGUAGCUGUUGUCAACUCAGUCAGUAGCUUGUCACCAGUCACUAAUGGCUAACCCCCUUAAGAUACAUUUGUCAAUACUUGAAUCACUGUUCUGCAACACAUGCUUAAACUAUUAAAAUAUUUGUUGUGCUACA
This is a messenger RNA of Oncorhynchus tshawytscha (Chinook salmon), 6505 nucleotides long. RefSeq names its product short transient receptor potential channel 5-like. The transcript has 12 exons. Gene Ontology annotation, cellular component: cation channel complex; membrane. Bases 589 to 3756 code for a protein of 1055 amino acids. The record is from RefSeq and is a predicted model, not a curated record. NCBI's taxonomy places the organism in Eukaryota, Metazoa, Chordata, Actinopteri, Salmoniformes, Salmonidae. Gene Ontology annotation, biological process: manganese ion transport; regulation of cytosolic calcium ion concentration; calcium ion transmembrane transport. Gene Ontology annotation, molecular function: store-operated calcium channel activity; inositol 1,4,5 trisphosphate binding; protein binding.